Messenger RNA from Nestor notabilis (Kea), 1536 nucleotides. Its product is annotated as heat shock factor protein 3-like. The record is from RefSeq and is a predicted model, not a curated record. Gene Ontology annotation, biological process: regulation of DNA-templated transcription. The transcript is spliced from 12 exons. Lineage: Eukaryota; Metazoa; Chordata; Aves; Psittaciformes; Psittacidae. The annotation marks the transcript as partial. Gene Ontology annotation, molecular function: sequence-specific DNA binding; DNA-binding transcription factor activity.
AAUGGUGAGAAUUUCUGCAUUCUGGAUGAGCAGAGAUUUGCCAAGGAGCUACUCCCGAAGUACUUCAAACACAACAAUAUCUCCAGCUUCAUACGACAGCUUAACAUGUAUGGUUUCAGGAAGGUGAUUGCCCUGGAGAAUGGUAUGAUUACAGCAGAGAAAAGCUCAGUCAUUGAGUUCCAGCACCCUUUCUUCAAGCAAGGGAAGGCACAUUUACUUGAAAACAUCAAGCGCAAGGUAUCUGCAGUAAGAACUGAGGAUCUCAAGGUCUGUGCGGAGGAUUUGCACAAAGUACUCUCUGAAGUCCAAGAAAUGAGAGAGCAACAGAACAACAUGGAUGUCAGACUGGCUAACAUGAAGAGAGAAAAUAAGGCCCUGUGGAAAGAAGUGGCAGUUCUAAGGCAGAAGCACAGUCAACAACAGAAGCUGCUGUCUAAGAUUCUUCAGUUUAUACUAAGUUUGAUGCGAGGAAAUUAUAUUGUUGGGGUCAAAAGAAAAAGGUCUCUAACAGAUGCUGCAGGUGCUUCACCUUCCAAAUACAGUCGUCAGUAUGUCCGCAUACCUGUUGAGAGUGGCCAAGCAAUGGCUUUUUCUGAACAUAAUGCAGAUGAUGAGGAUGGAAAUGGUACAGGUCUCAUCAUUCGGGAUAUCACUGAUACCCUCGAAAAUGCCACCAGUGGUCUCCCUGCUGUGGCACACACAAGUGGCAGAGCCAGAGAGACACAGGCAGCUGUGGAUCCUGGCUUACCUAUUUGUCAAGUAUCACAGCCAAACGUGUUAAAUUUGGCUGCAGAACCUAUCCCACCAGUUCAUAUAAGUGACGUCAACAAACCCAGUGAAAUAGGAAAUGUUGCUGUGGAACUCCAUACUGCACAACCUAAUACUCCAGAAGACCCUGUGUCAGUGAUUGACUCCAUCUUAAAUGAGAAUAAUGCUGGAAACCAAAACGAUCCUUUGCUGGACAGAGAAGAAAUUCAGGAUUUUCUUAAUUGUAUUGAUGCCAGCCUUGAAGAGCUUCAAGCAAUGUUAUCGGGGAAGCAGUAUAACUUUGGUUCUGAAGCUUUCAGUGAUACACUUAAUCCUGAGCUGCCAGCUCUGGAUAUGAACUUGAUGGAAACUUCCCCUGGUAUGGAAAAUAUUGCAAACUUGGCAGAGAGCGCUGAAGACCUGGGAUCAAGUGAGAGAGAAACAGCAGGAAGCAAAGAUAUGCAGCUGAUACAGUACAGGGCCAAUCCUCUGCUUUCAUUAUUCGAAGAACUACCUUCAGGUGAAGCUGCAGGGAAGAUAGAGGACCCAAAAGAUCUCCUAUUGCCUCCCCUGGAGGAGAAACCUGUUCUUCAUCCUCCGUCAGGUAGUGGAACUGUCUUGCCGCUAGCAGCUGCAGCAAGCCAGGCUGAGCCUCUGGAUGCUCUGGGAAUGGGUGACCCACCUCUCCUCUCAGAAGAUGGCAAUGGAGAGUAUAAACUGUUUCCACUCUUGCUUCUCAGUCCUGUUGCUAACUUCAUAGAAGAGGCCUCUGAGAUAGAAACUUCUUGA